UUGCAAAAAAGUCAAGUCUUUUUGUUUGUUAGCGAAAAGUGAAUUAUCGAAGCGGCGUUUCGUUGCAAUUGAAAAACAUUUAAUUUCAGUUUAAUAAAAAACGAAAGAAUAAAUUUUCAAAUAAUAGUUCAUUCAACUAUUCACCAACAUGUCUGACAAUGAUGAUGAUUUCAUGUGCGAGGAUGAUGAGGACUACGGAUUAGAAUACUCUGAAGAUAGCAAUUCCGAACCUGAUGUUGAUCUCGAAAAUCAAUAUUACAAUAGCAAAGCCCUAAAAGAAGAUGAACCAAAAGCUGCUUUGGCUUCGUUUCAAAAAGUCCUUGAUCUUGAAAAUGGCGAAAAAGGUGAAUGGGGUUUUAAGGCUUUGAAACAAAUGAUCAAGAUAAACUUUAAGCUGAAUAACUAUGAAGAGAUGAUGGUUCGAUAUAAGCAACUUCUUACUUACAUUAAAAGCGCUGUCACCCGCAAUCAUUCGGAGAAGUCAAUCAAUUCAAUCCUAGAUUAUAUAUCCACAUCGAAAAAUAUGGAACUCCUUCAAAAUUUCUACGAAACAACAUUGGAUGCUUUGAAAGAUGCCAAAAAUGAUCGUUUAUGGUUUAAAACAAACACCAAACUGGGUAAACUCUAUUUCGACCGCAAUGACUUUGGUAAAUUACAAAAAAUCCUCAAACAACUUCAUCAAUCUUGUCAGACCGAUGAUGGUGAAGAUGAUCUUAAGAAAGGAACUCAACUACUUGAGAUUUAUGCUCUGGAAAUUCAAAUGUACACUGUACAAAAGAAUAACAAGAAACUUAAAGCUCUCUAUGAACAAUCCCUGCACAUCAAAUCAGCCAUACCGCAUCCCCUGAUUAUGGGUGUUAUUCGAGAAUGCGGCGGGAAGAUGCAUUUGCGAGAGGGUGAAUUCGAAAAAGCACACACCGAUUUCUUUGAGGCUUUUAAGAACUACGAUGAAUCGGGCUCACCUAGACGAACUACCUGUUUGAAGUAUCUUGUCUUGGCUAAUAUGUUAAUGAAAUCGGGCAUAAAUCCUUUCGACUCACAAGAAGCUAAACCAUAUAAAAAUGAUCCUGAAAUUCUAGCAAUGACUAAUUUGGUUGUUUCGUAUCAAAAUAAUGAUAUCAAUGAAUUUGAAUCAAUUCUACGAAUUAAUCGCAAUAAUAUUAUGGCCGAUCCAUUUAUUCGGGAGCAUAUUGAAGACUUGCUACGAAACAUCCGUACGCAGGUGUUGAUUAAAUUGAUACGACCAUACAAGAAUAUUGCAAUACCUUUUAUUGCGAAUGCUUUAAAUAUUGAACCGGCUGAAGUUGAGAGUUUAUUGGUGUCAUGCAUCCUAGAUAACACAAUUCAAGGUAGAAUCGAUCAGGUAAAUCAAGUUCUCCAAUUGGAUAAGGAAAAUAGUUGUGCAGCUCGUUACAAUGCCAAGGAUAAAUGGUCGAAUCAAAUUCAAUCCCUGCAAUUGGCUGUCAUCAAUAAAAUGGCUUAAAGCCGUUUAUGUUAUUAAUUUUAUAAAAACAAAGAAUAGAAAAGCCUGCUUUUUUUUCGUACGAUCAGCAAAUAAUUUUAAAGCUAGCAAAAAAAUA
Messenger RNA from Eupeodes corollae, 1580 nucleotides. It is a transcript of the gene alien, whose product is annotated as COP9 signalosome complex subunit 2. Gene Ontology annotation, biological process: protein deneddylation. The coding region runs from base 149 to 1483 and encodes 444 amino acids. Gene Ontology annotation, cellular component: COP9 signalosome. NCBI's taxonomy places the organism in Eukaryota, Metazoa, Arthropoda, Insecta, Diptera, Syrphidae. The record is from RefSeq and is a predicted model, not a curated record. The transcript is spliced from 7 exons.